Molecule: messenger RNA, 1350 nt
Organism: Trypanosoma theileri
Lineage: Eukaryota; Euglenozoa; Kinetoplastea; Trypanosomatida; Trypanosomatidae
Exons: 1
Coding region: 1-1350 (449 amino acids)
Cellular component (GO): nucleus
Molecular function (GO): protein binding
Source: RefSeq, a predicted model, not a curated record
AUGGUGAGACUACGCGCUGCGUGGGUGGCCCGCCAGUCGGCGCGGGAGUUGGACGCCUUCAUGCACCAGCGGGCGUGGCACUUCGCGGGUUGUGGGAAUUACGCCAUCGCGGCGGAUUACAUCAUCCGACUACUCAACCGCAGGCCGAGUGAUCCCACCGCACUGCUGCUGGGCGAAGUGGCUGCCCGCCAUACACAACAGGAGACGUUUGAGGCAAAGUGUCUAGAGGCGCAGCGGCGAUUGUGUGUGCGGAAGAAUGUGAAGGAUGUGUUGUUGUUGGUGAAAGAUGAGUCGAGGCGGGAGAUUCUGCGAUCAUGGUUAGAGAAGGCACAUGCAUUACCUCAAUCCAUUGAUGAUACCAACAACAGCGGUAUGAAUACGAGUAGUGCUUCUUAUGAUGGGACUAUUAAUGAAGAACAAAUUAUUGUGCAAGAGACGGAACCACUAGAGGAAACACAAAAGGCUGUGCGUAUUGUGGCCCAGCGGACAAGUAACACGCCGUUGGUGGAGUUACUUCACCCAAAACAGAGUGUGUAUGGGAGAGGACUGUAUGCCACUACACGUAUUUCCUCUGGUACGACUGUGAUGACGGAUCAACCAUUUGUGGUUCAACGGAUGAAUGAUACGGCGUGUGCACAUUGUUUGGCAGUUCUUGGUAAAAGUAGUGGACAUCCUACAGGUGUGCCAUGCACACAUUGUGGGAAAGAAACAUAUUGUAGUGCUGCUUGUCGAGAAGCGGCGUGGAAUGAAUAUCAUUCCUGUUGUUGUGCUACCCGUAAUCCCAUGUAUGCCUCAUGGGAAGAAGCCAUGCGUGAGAAGUUGCGUGCAGAUAAUAGUGAGGAGACUCGAGCAGCUUUGUGUUGUCUCGCUGUAGCUAAAUUGUGUGCGAUGGCCACAGUACAACAGCGACAUCCUCUCGCACUUCAGCGUGUAUGUUCUUUGCGUGGUCGAGCGGAUUAUGAUGCUUCCACUGCACUUAGUGAAGUUGGGGCAUUAGCGGUAACUCUUGCUGCUGCACUACAUCAGACACAUCUGUAUAUGGAAGAGAUUCUCUCUCUCUUUGCGCUUGUGCAGACGAAUGAGUUUCUACUUCCUAGUGGUACCGCCUUAUAUCAUGCUUAUUCAUUUCUUAAUCAUAGCUGCGAUCCGAACUGUGCAUUAGUUAGUGGAAGUGGUUCUGGUGCGUUGAAUCGUAAACUCGUAACAUUGCGGGAUGUGCGAGAAGGGGAACAGCUAUUUAUUAAUUAUAACGCGAACCUCACAACAUGUGUAUCAUACGAGGAUAGACGCGCUCUUUGUCAGCAACGACAUUUUGAGUGUUUCUGUGCAAAGUGUGUUCGUAGGGAAUGA